This is a messenger RNA of Ficedula albicollis (Collared flycatcher), 1828 nucleotides long. It is a transcript of the gene SSTR3, whose product is annotated as somatostatin receptor 3. The transcript is spliced from 2 exons. The record is from RefSeq and is a predicted model, not a curated record. Gene Ontology annotation, cellular component: membrane; neuron projection. Gene Ontology annotation, biological process: neuropeptide signaling pathway. The coding region runs from base 277 to 1482 and encodes 401 amino acids. Lineage: Eukaryota; Metazoa; Chordata; Aves; Passeriformes; Muscicapidae. Gene Ontology annotation, molecular function: somatostatin receptor activity; neuropeptide binding.
GGCUGCGUGGGGCAGAGACCCCCGCCCGUGGGGCUGAGGGGCCGCGAUCCCCCGGGCUCCCUGGCCCCUGGGGGCGAUGGGCGAGCCCGGCCAGAGGGACUGGCUGCUCCGGCAGCGCCCGGCGGGGCUCGCUCCCCCCGGGAGAGAGGGACAGGGGACAGGCGCGACGCGGCUUCUCCCGGGCGAGCGGAGGAAAAUGUGCAUCCCGGCGACAUCUCCAGAUUGCUAACUGAUCCUACAAGGACACUGCCCCCUGCCCUCUUCCCUGCCUCUGCUAUGGACACUUCUGCUUUUAGCCUCCCCACGCCGGCAGUGUUGGAGGAGGGGAAUGCCUCCAGUAGCUGGGCAGGCUUCACUGCCCCCAACAGCUCCUCCACCGUCAGCCCCGGUGUAGUUGUCAGCGGUGUCCUCAUCCCCGUGGUCUACCUCAUUGUCUGUGUGGUGGGGCUGGCUGGGAAUUCCCUGGUCAUUUACGUGGUCCUGCGGCACUCCGUGAGCGAGUCGGUGACCAACGUGUACAUCUUGAACCUGGCCCUGGCUGACGAGCUCUUCAUGCUGGGCCUGCCCUUCCUGGCUGCACAGAAUGCCCUGUCCUACUGGCCCUUUGGCUCUUUCAUGUGCCGCCUGGUGAUGGCCGUGGAUGCCAUCAACCAGUUCACCAGCAUCUUCUGCCUGACGGUGAUGAGCGUUGACCGCUACCUGGCUGUGGUCCACCCAGGGAAGUCCUCCAAGUGGAGGACAGCACGGGUGGCCAAGGCUGUCAGUGUAACCGUGUGGGUGCUGUCUUCCAUAGUGGUGCUGCCCGUGGUUGUCUUCUCAGACGUCCCUUUAGGGAUGAGCACGUGCCACAUCCAGUGGCCAGAGCCCGCCUCAGUGUGGAGAGCUGGCUUCAUCGUCUACACGGCCACCCUGGGCUUCUUUGGACCGCUGCUGGUGAUUUGCCUCUGCUAUCUCCUGAUUGUUGUGAAGGUUCGCUCCUCUGGCAGGCGGGUGAGGGCUCUGUCCUCCAAGCACAAGCUUUCCGAGCGCAGAGUGACCCGCAUGGUGGUGACUGUGGUGGCCGUCUUCGUCCUUUGCUGGCUUCCCUUCUACGUCCUCAACAUAAUCAACGUUGUCUGCCCGCUGCCAGAGGAGCCAUCCCUCUUUGGAGUCUACUUCCUCGUGGUGGUGCUGCCGUACGCCAACAGCUGCGCCAACCCCAUCAUCUACGGCUUCCUCUCCUACCGCUUCCAGCAGGGCUUCCGCAGGGCCAUCUUCAGGCCCUCCCGCCGAGUGCGGAGCCAGGAGGCGCCUGCGGGCCCCCCCGGGAGGGCUGGUGACGACAGGGAAGAGGGGGAGAUCAGCAAGAUCACCCAGAAUGGAAAUGGCAGGCAGGAGCGCCCUCCAAGCAGCGGAGAAGGAAAAAGCAGUGAGCAAAAGCCACUCCCUGAGGAGCCCGCGGGAUGCGAGAAGAGCGACAAGUUGCAUGUCAGCUAUUUAUGAUGGAAGGGGUGGUGCAGGGGAAAGGGACGUGGGGACGUGGGAUCGCCUUCACCUUCUCUGCUUCCAAAGGGAAACAUCGAUACAAGAGAUUAAUAAAGUCUGAGGGAAUGCUUAAAGAUGAAUAGGGCUCUAUGAUCUUGUGGAAAAAGCAAGGCAUUGCUCUUGGCUUUGGAAGAGACGCCUGAGGUUUGUGUGGUACCAGUGUUACCAGAAAUUGGUAAAAAAUAAAACCUCCUUAACAUUAAUGUAAUGUUGAGAAGCAGGCAUUCUUUAUUUGGCUGGAUGCACAGGGGAGUGUGUCCUUCAAAGUAUCAUGCAUGCUGAGUACAGAAAAGUCUCCCAUUUA